AUGGAGACAGGCAGUCAUCAAUCGUCCCAAGAAUCGGACGUUGCGGCUCAAAUCCACAAUCUAGCAGUUUCGGAGAUAACCAACAAAAUGGAGAAAGGAAAACCCCAGGUGAGCGGCCGUGGUGAGCUGAUAAAACAAAUGCGCAAGGAGGUAAAAGCGGUAGUUACUCAAGCCGACAUGGCGUUGGCGCAGUUUUUCACCACGUCGGAUAAAAGGCGUACUGUUGUGUUGGAAUCGAUCAAUGAUAAGAUCGAAAAUGCUCGACUUCGGAAAAAACAGUUGGAAAAGCGUCGUGAAGAGCUUUAUGGACCAGAGGGCAUCCGCAUGGACGGUGAGUGCGAUUCACACAGAGAAGUGUCACAAGCAAACGACAGCGAUAGAGAGCUUUCGUUGCAGUCGAUGAGAAAGGCGAAACAAUCGAAACAAGGGACGACCCCAUAUACGCUGAAUGGGCCAACAGGUACGUCUAGUGAAGACACAGACAAUGAAAGCAGUGAGAGUGUGAAAGUGAAAAGUAGCUCACGGGAGCUGAAAAACCGUAUGAGACUGGAAAGCCAAGAGUCUCAAGCGGAAGCACUGAGGGCAAUGCGAAUGCUGCGGAAGAAGGAACACCAGUCAGUGGUGCAGUUCUGCCUCGAGCUGGAACUUCUGUCAUCGAAGGCAUACCCGAGCUGUGAUGAGGCAGCCCUUGCACUUAUUCGAGCAGAAGUUUUGCACGAGCAGCUCCGUGAUUGGCCGGAGGCGUACCACUUGUAUGAAAUUCUAACCAAUGAAGAAGUGUAUUACGUCUACGAGCGUAUGAAGGAUGCAGCAAUACGCAUCGAGCACUUACGCAAAAGACGAUACGAUUUCAACGGGAAAAAGCUGGAUAGACGUGACAAAAGCGGAUUGACGUCAAAGCAACCAGCAACCCCAAGGGAAUUCACGCACAGCGACUCAGGACGUAGAAGCAAGGACCUUAGUGCAACUCAAGUUUCUACGCCCAAAGAAGACCAACCCAAGAUGGCUGAUAACAUGCCCAAGGCGACCAAGUGCGCAAAAUGCGGCAAGAAAGGCCAUAACACAGAAGAAUGUUGGUCAAGAAAGGGUAGAAGAGAAGUUGGCGGUUCCUUCAGCGCUACGCUGAAAGGGUGGUCCUGCAGCGCAAGUACAUCGGGCACAAAGGUAUGUAGCCUAGUAGGCCCGAAGCAUAUGGUCAAGCUGCAGUGUCUAGGGUUAGAACUCCCUGCUAUGAUCGACACUGGGUCGCAGCUGACCAUUAUGCCAUUGAGUUUCCUGCUCAAAGCCGAAAAGGCAGGGGCAGAUCUUGACACACUCUGUAAAGAGGUAAAAGCCCAAGACAUGGAAGUCUUUGACGCAUCAGGAAAUCUGAUGAAUUUUCUAGGGUGCAUGGAGACGGAGCUGGAACUCAUUGGAGGAAGAAAAAGCCUCGUCCAGAUGCACGUGAAGCGACUCAAAGAUGAAAUCUUGCUAUUAGGAACCAACGCCUUAGAGGUGCUCGGGAUUCAAAUACUAAUCUCCGCUGGAGAUGAAACAACUCAUGGCCACAACAAGACUGAAGGCGCGCAGGAAAAACACUGGCAGAGCCGGAACUCGGGAAUGCCAGAAAACGCGUCCACAGCCGUUGUAGCUAAGAGAUCAUACGUAAAGCCAAGGACCUGCAGUCAAAUAAAAGUGCGAUGUGAACAGCAUUUGAAAAAUGCAGUCCUGUGGUCACACAAUCGGCUGAUUCAAAGCGGCGUGUGUUCAGUAUCCGAAAAAGGACUGGCGGAGGUGCCAGUAUUGAAUAACCGCGAUGAACCGGUGGUCUUCAAAGAAGGGGAAGUGAUUGGCGAGUGGUCGCAACACAAAUGGGUGGAUCCCCGGCUUGUAGAUGCUAAGUCAGACAUGUUAGAGCUGUCGAAGAAGCACGCUACAGAGCCAAGGAUGGAAACGCUACUAGCCCACCUAAGCACGAAUAGAAGAUCUGGAGAUCUCCCUCAGAAGCUGAGGUUACUAAUCCAGGAAUUUGCCGAUGUAUUUGCUGUUAGCGACCACGAACUAACACAAACCGACCUGAUACAGCAUGACAUCGACACAGGAAACACAAAGCCAAUAAAACAGAAAGUCCGCCCGGUGCCGCGAGGAGUCCAACCGGAAUUCAAAGCCAUAUUGAGCGAUUUGGAAGCUCGAGGAGUUAUCGCGAAGUCAACAUCAGAUUGGGCGUCCCCUGUUGUCCUCGUGCAGAAGAAGGACAAAACAUUGAGACUCUGCAUCGAUUACAGAGUCCUCAAUAAACAUAUUAAACAAGAUUCUUAUCCGCUGCCGCGCUACCCCAAGCAGCUGAUCUUGACAGACGACGUCACACAUCCUCUACAUGUGCAAUUCACGUGUCAUGAGAAGGCGCACGCGAAGCCACCAGGCGAUUUCAAUGGAUUCCGUUUGUCGGUGCCUUGUCCCUUGUUAACGGACACACAAGCAACACGUUUGGAUCAUGUACUGAAAGGACUACCAGUACACAUGCAGGGCAUAAGAUUCGAAAAUGUGUACAGAUUAGCUCAACUCGUGCAAGUUUGGCUGCAAGACAACUUGUCAGAAAGAGAAAAGCUCAUAGAAAUGGCGAAAAAGGCGAACGAAGCCUCGGCAGAAGCGCUGGCAGUCGCUUUACUAUAUUACAGAGGGAGCUGUUUACAUUUUCAGCUCAGCGAGGAAAAGCUCGAGCCCUCCGAUUUCUACCACGAGCACAUUCGAAUUGCUGGAUCCUGCAAAAGAUUGAGCGCAGUCUUCCAGAAUGCGAUGAGCCUCAUUCACGGCCAGAACUGGGAAGGUCCGUGGGAAAGACCAAAGCGCUCACUGGCACUGUUCGUUCCAAAAAACCUGGAAAAUGUACUCAGAUGGUUGCCAGAGAGCGUCAAAGGCGUAGUUUAUGACAACGACUCCCUACCGCCCCCAGAGAACAAGAGCGAUGUGUUGAUGAUCAUCGGAAAAGGGUUCUCGGAUAAAGAGAUUACCCUAUACGUGUUACGACCAUGGCUGGACAGCCUGAGAACAAUGGAUAUAAAUUUCGCCGUUGGAAUGGCACCCAGGGAACACAAUUCCGAGUCGAACAUUCGCUUAUGGGAACACGCGGCCUCAAACGUCUCAGUCGUUCUUAGCACCGUUGCCCCAUAUAUGGAAGUUAAGUUUUUCGGGAAAGACGCCCCUGCUGGAGAAUGGGACAAUCCCAUACGUUGCCUUGGGAGUGACCCGUACGACAACAAUGAAAUAGUUGGACGUUUCAAGACUCGUCUUUGGUAUGAAAAAGUACGCAAAUUUUGGGUACCACUGUGGCCAGAACCACGGACUGAGGCGGACGACAAGACCGUCACCCGCAAAAGAAGCAGUGGCAACUCGGAACCUGGAUAUAACGGCAGAAGCAUGCCGAAACGUGGAAAAUUUUGGUCUCGUGGUCGACACGAAACA
Molecule: messenger RNA, 3441 nt
Organism: Ostertagia ostertagi
Lineage: Eukaryota; Metazoa; Nematoda; Chromadorea; Rhabditida; Trichostrongylidae
Source: the annotation of a GenBank genome assembly